AUUAUGAGAGUCGUCAGUGAAACUAAGUAUUAUAAAGUCUUAGCUAAACUCUAUGAUAAAUGUGCUUCACUAUCAGCAUAAUUAGAUAUUUAUGAAUUCGAUUCACCCAAAUCUGAAUUAUUUUAAUCAUCUGAUAAUAGUGACUAUCAAAUACAAUCAAGAGUCUAGAACAAAAAUAAAUAGAAGUAUCUUCCAAAUACAAUCAUCAAAUUAGAAGAAGAAUAAUAAAAAUAAAAGUACCAAUAUUUGGCAAAAAAUAAAAAGCCUAUUUCACAAAUGAAUGGAGGAGAUUCCAAAAAAAUAAAAAAGAAAAUAAAAAAAUCUAAAACUUAUGAUUUUAGUUCAUCAUCCUCCUAAACAUCGUCUUCAUAUAAUUGA
Paramecium sonneborni is the source of this 378-nucleotide messenger RNA. The record is from the annotation of a GenBank genome assembly. Lineage: Eukaryota; Ciliophora; Oligohymenophorea; Peniculida; Parameciidae.